AUGCCAUCGCGGUUGGCCAACGGGAGCGGUUCUUCUGCUCAUCUCUUACCUCGAAAGUCCCUUCGCCUGCCUUUUCACUACUUCUUGACGGCUGUGCGCGAUAGGCUAAUUGAUGACAUCGUGAGUACUUCACGAAAGGGGUCGGAUGCACGACAAGUGGUUAGACUAAGGGGCGGUUUUCUACUGGGUCCUUCACCUGCGUCGUCUGAAUGGAGUGCAGGUUGGGAACACCAUGCGCGUACCCGACCACUGAUUUACAGCCAGCUUCAAAUACACCUAUCUCAGCCGCCCACGACUUCGUCUUGUGCACGGCUCCUAGUGCAUCCUGUCCUAAGGCCAACUUUCUACUUACCCCUGCAUGCUUGCCUGCCACUUCCCUCAGGAGCACCGAUAACCCUGCUUCCGCACGGUGUACCUGCUCAUUACCUGCAUUUAUACACUGGCCCUACUUCUGCACUUACUAGUCAAUUCGAAACCUCUCUCAUGGGUUUAGGAGCCGGAGAUUGGAAAGGCGCAAUAGAGGCUGGAAUAUCCAUUGCUACCUCGUCCGCCUCUGUGUGUGGCGAUGGUCAAUUACCUUCAUACGUUAUUGCUUGGCUUUCUGUACAGAACAAACAGGGAGAGGACAAGGGCAUGCCCAUCAUUUGGCCGGUCCGCCUCUGUUUAUCUUAUCAUCCCAGUUCGCCAGCUCCUCACGCGCGAACCUCUCUGCCAUGGAACCCUGAGCUACCCACACAGCUGCAGGCAUCACCGCCUCCACCCCCACCAGCCGUGCCUCUAACUCUGUACAACUUGGAGGUGCAACCGCCAUUAUAUGCAGACGGUAGGACAACGCCUCAGCAGCAUGCGACUCCUAGACUUCCCGAUACAGCACACCUUCGAACGCCAGUAUCACGCCGGAGACGCACGCUGACAUCGUCUCCAACUGCCGAGUCCCUGCGCGCGUUUCGCACCAUGACGCUCUCGACAAAACCAUAUGCCAGAGGGAUGCAAAACGUUGCUACGGAAGUUGGUGGCUACGUGGACUCGGUAGCCAAGGACAGGGAUCGCGAACGCGAGCGCAUGAAGCGAGAAAGGGAGGGUGCCAGCGCUCGGGGUCGAGCUACGAGCAUAAGUGGGCCUCCGCCAAAUACUAUGCAACUCACGCCGGAUGUGCCAAAGACGGAGCAGCCAGCCGUAAUAACUCCGGCAGCCACAUCUUCUCCAGCGCCCCCGGACGACGUCCCAAUGGAUGAGGAUACAGGGCAUACUCUUGAUUCGUCCCAGGAUUCAUCACUCAACUCGUUAUUCUCUCCUCCGACAGACGCAGCGACUCCUUUCCCUGAUUCGGUGGAAAGUAUUUUGAUCCCUUCUGACUCUCACCUGAGCGCGGAGCCGAUUGAUCUCAGCGUACUGCAGCCAGCCCCAGAAGGUUUCGCUGCAGAUCCAAUAGGGACUUUCGAUGAUGCGUUCGGCGGCUUUACUGCGCCUUGGCCUCAGCCUACGACUUCGGAUUUCAUGGAUAUUGGCAUGAAGUACGAUAUAGGUUUCAACAUGAACAUGGACUCCCUGAGCCAUUCGCGUCCUGGUGAUCGCGGUGGGGACACGUUUGAUAUGGACGACGGUUUUGGCGUGUUCACGGACGACGACUUCAAUUUCUUCGACGCGCCUGCUGUGCAGGCUCGCCCUGGAGCUAUAUCCACCAUUCCUAUGCAGGUAGACAGCGUGAUAAAGGCCAGUGAAGGACUCACCCCUGCGGCAGGACCUGCCCCGCUGGGCUUUUCACCUCAGCGCUCCGGAGAUAUAAUGCAUAUAUCAGGCCCUGGACCUCCACUGUUGAGCAUAUCACAGUCUUCUGCAUGGUCUCACCAUGGUCUAGCGGAAGGGUUCACUCCACGCGAUUUUCAUGCCUUCGACAGCAUUCCCCCAGCACCUGAAUUGUUACCACCAUCUCCUUCGCAGACGCCUUCUUCACAUUCCGCGCCGGCGACACCUACAGUGCAAUUGUCGGACCACGAUGACCAUGCCGGAGGCCAGAAGUUGGGUUAUCCUAGUCUUGGCGCGAGUAUCUUCGACCCCAUACCAUUUGCGCCGAGUCAUAGGAUCAACGACAGCAAAUACGCUUUCGGCAAAUUUGCAUUGCCGAGUCCUCCGGAUGACGUGGAGCGAGCACAAGCGAUGUUCUUCCCGUCCUCGGGGCUGUCUCCGGCUGGCGGCUGGAGGGAUCGAUAUAGUGCCGCCACCGAUCCUCGAAUUGGUAUCAUGCGAAAGUUGAUUGGCGUCAAGCGCAAGAGCUUUACCCAGGGUGUGCGACCCGUCCGUAUGUCCCCGUCUUGGGUGAGGGAACAUGAGGAGUGGGAGAGCAAUACACCUUCCCCAAGUGUCGAGGAGACCAAAUCUGACGGUGAGUCUGACGACGAUGAACCAUGGGCUGACGAAGACGAACAAGUCCCGGAUUCUCGGCCUUCAACGCCUCCACCAUCAUAUCUACCCAUGGGUCCGACCCUGCUUCACACAAACUUCCACCAUUCGCGCCUCUUGCCUCUCUGCUCUCCCCUUCGACCUCCGGGCAUGGUGCUGGAGCCUCCAGCCAAUAUAACGGUGCCCAUAUCAGUUCCGACGCCUGUGUCUCCGGCGGCAUUGGUCGGUGCGGCUUCAGAGAAAUCCAAGUCGUUGGAGGCUGCUGCACAAUUGCUUGUAAGGGAGGUGGUGGAGAAUUCUGCGUGGGCCGAUGCGUGGCGGAUCAAUGCAGCUGUGUCCUCAGUGGUACCUAGGCCCUCCGCUGAAGUCUGGCAGACUGAUGUGAAGAGAGCCGCAUUACUCCUGGAAGGUGUGCGGGGGAUGCAACCGACUGUUGACCUCUGCACAUUAAUCGGAUUAGAGCAUCCGCCUCCCGAAGUCAACGGACCUUUGACUUCACCGCCUCUUAUUAUGUUGGAGCCUCCGGUGCUGGCUGUGGGUAAAGCGGAUUCUAUCAUACAGGUCCUCCCCACAGCCUUACGGUUCUGGGAGAAACUGGGACUUCGUCCAAGAGCAGGUCAAAAGGAUGUCAAUGCUUACGUUUUCUAUGAGUCCGCUAAUGAUGAGCGGGAAGUGGAGAUCGCACAUUGGCUUGACAGAGUGUCUGCUGCGUAUUCGGCACGAAACCUUGGAACACACUCCGCUGGUAACUCGGCUGGAUGUGUUAGGCCUGGUUUAGUUCCGACGCGAUUUGAUUCAAUCAAGAAGACACUGGUCAACUUUGUGGCUACUCUGGCUCCCAUGCCGGAAGCGUAUUUUGUCUUUUACGUGGUCACGCCGCCCUCAAUGGUCGGCUUGACCUCGACGCCACUUCGUCAAAUCCUCUCGGCCAUCAAACGUACAAUGAAAGCACACCCCGGGCAUGGGAUUCUCUUCCAUUUCGUUCCGGAAGCAUUUACGACAGGAGGUCUCGCAGACCCUCGAGCAUUGCACGGAGGCCUUGAGUUAUUCGUCCAUAGCGUAUAUGAUCGCAUCCUGCAGCCGGUUGAACGUUCGAUGUCACGGAUCCUCGGUGCUUCUGGUGCUCGUAUACGAAGCAGCUUCCAUGCCCCGGCAUAUGCACUUACGGGGAAGAUUGCUACUAACUCAGGGCAAGGGUCCAACGGCGGGCACAUGGUAACGUUCAGACUUGACUCGCAUCCCAGUUCCCUAGAUGUUGUGGAUCGGCAUGCUCUGUUGCAUGUUGGCUACCAUGUAACCCCGUGUGGUCGAUGGGUUCUCGCGGCAUGCGUGGAUGAGCGAGGUGAAGAGUACGAGCUCGGUGUAUGGUUAACGCCUACAGAGUCCGUGGAGUCGUUUGUUGUCAGCCAAGUCUGGUCGUUUUCCCGAGCAUUUGCCGCAAGAGCGAACGUGGAAUGGCGAAUUGUCGUCGCCAAGCUUGGAACCAUGGGAGAAAGCGAAUUGGAUGCAUGGAUAAUGCACCUGGAUCAAGCCAUGUCAAAUCUCCUAGAGACUGCCCCGCCAGUCCAAGUCACUUUAUUGACUGUGGAAUGCCAAAACUCCUGGACGCUGCUUACGCCGACUUCCGUGACAGGGACCAAACCUACUCAACUCUAUACCGCUGCGUAUUCGCGUUCCACACCUCGUGUGCCUUCGGGUGCAAUGUUUGCGGAUUCUGCGUACACCUCUUAUGCAGUCUUCCCGCUUGGAGAGCUCGGGUGCAUACCAGCUCUUAGCCCCGUGAUCAAAUGUGGAUCCGGACCAGGCUCAGCCGACACGUCGUCUAUCUCCGAUUUUGAAGACGAGGAGCCGUUGCUGCACAGCCAGCCGUACCUGCGCGUCACUGGGUCGAGCACUCUGAUCAGCGUGCCAGCCGGGGCCGACUAUACCGCAGUUUCUAUGGUGCACAUAUACCGAUUACAUUCGGUUUCGUCGCCGAAGGUUAUGAUGCCAAAGCGGAUAGAUUCUGUGGAGGUACAGGACGAAGAGGUGCAGACGCUUCGGGAUAUAACGCACAAUUAUCAUGCGUUAGCUGUUCUGGCGUAUUCCAAGUGGAAGUUGCAAGAACAUCCUGGGUUGCCCAUUCAUCUGGCGGCUUUGAUGACGAUGAAAAUGGCGCUGAUGGGUGGAGGCGUCGAGACUACUCUGUGA
Messenger RNA from Fibroporia radiculosa, 4590 nucleotides. RefSeq lists its product as uncharacterized. Bases 1 to 4590 code for a protein of 1529 amino acids. NCBI's taxonomy places the organism in Eukaryota, Fungi, Basidiomycota, Agaricomycetes, Polyporales, Fibroporiaceae. Gene Ontology annotation, molecular function: transcription coregulator activity. Gene Ontology annotation, cellular component: mediator complex. The record is from RefSeq and is a predicted model, not a curated record. The transcript has 5 exons. Gene Ontology annotation, biological process: regulation of transcription by RNA polymerase II.